This is a messenger RNA of Eurytemora carolleeae, 1694 nucleotides long. RefSeq names its product tektin-B1. The transcript is spliced from 15 exons. Gene Ontology annotation, biological process: cilium movement involved in cell motility; cilium assembly. NCBI's taxonomy places the organism in Eukaryota, Metazoa, Arthropoda, Copepoda, Calanoida, Temoridae. The coding region runs from base 201 to 1514 and encodes 437 amino acids. Gene Ontology annotation, cellular component: nucleus; microtubule cytoskeleton. The record is from RefSeq and is a predicted model, not a curated record.
UACAAACAAACAGACAAACAAACAGACAAGCCAAAUUUAUAUAUAGAUACAGUUAAUUUUGGUCUGAAACCAUUUCCUCACAAAAUUCUGCAGAACAUUUUUCAGAACAAUUUUUCUUUAAAGUCCCAAGAAAGUAUGUGUAUAUAAGAAAAUCCUCACUAUUUUCCACUUUUGAUAUUCUAGGAUUUUUCAGACCCAUCAUGUCCAGUACAAUAGCUAGAACUGUAGAGCGUCCUAUUGGCCGCUAUGCGCCUCCUGAUUGGCAUGCCAGAAAUGGAAAGCUUUCUGAGAUAUCCCGGAACACGAGGGACUACAGCCACGCAUUGAGACAGGAAGCAAAGCAGCUGAGGAUUGAUGCUGAUGCUAAAACUAAAUGGUUUAAUUAUGAGAACAAUGUUAAACUCAAUGAAAGGGUGAGACAUAUAACAGAAUGGCGGGAUAAGUUGGAUCAGUGUUUACGGGAUCUAAAUCUUGAGAUCUCUGUUCAAAAAGAUGCAAAGGAGGCUUGUGAGAGAGCUUUAGAAGCUAAGAACUUACCCUUGGAGAUAGCGCUGGAGAACUUGAACACCAGGGAGGAGAGGCUUGAGUUCGACGUGGUCAAGGACGAGGUCGAGGCCCAGCUCAACAACGAGGUUCAGCUGAUAGAAAAUAUUAAAGAUAAGCUCAAGACUCGGUGUGAGGAGGCCUGGGACUGCCUGGCUAAACUAGAGGAAUCAAGGGAGGCAGUAGAACUAGACCUCAGGGAUAAGACUGAUGCUCUGGAUAUAGAUAUGAAGCAGCUGGAUUUAACUGAAUCAUCUGCUGGGAUCAGCUAUAAACCUGAUGCUACGAGGGUUCCUAAAGGGAGUGUUGUACCGGAGACCUGGUACACGUUCUCUGAGCACAACAAGAUGAGAGCAGAACAAGUAAUGGCGGAAAGUCAAAGGCUGAGGGAAGCCAUCUUCCAUACAAUAGAGCAGACCAGUAAUGAUCUCAGGGUGCAGCAAGAUGCAACAAAUUUUGAUUUCCGAAAACGCCACUAUGAGAUGAAGCGGGCAAAGGAGGAACUUGAAUACCAGAUGAAAACGACGAACCAGGAGAUAGAUGAACAGGUUGAGAAUAUCCGGCAGAUGGAAAUGGCUAUUAGAGCAAAAGAGAAUCCGUUAAAACUCGCGGAGACAAGACUUGAAAACAGAACAAGCAGACCACAUGUAGAGCUGUGUCGGGAUGAGCCAAUGCAGGGUUUGAUCCAAGAGGUGGAAACCUUGCGUGAAACCAUUCAUAAACUUAAUCUUAAACUAGAUCACUCCAGGGAAACCCUUACAGAGCUGGAGGCUCAUCUUCAUCAACUGGAAGAAGAUCAUAAAAACAAACAGCUGGCUCUCAGCCUAGAUCUAAGAUGUAUGGAUACACGGAAACGAUUAGGAAAUCAUGAUAAGGAAAUCAAAUCUCAGUUUGAUAAAAACCAGAAACUGACCGGGGUUCUUAGGGCAAGCACCAGGUUUCUGGAGAAUUCCAAGCAUGCAAAAUAUUGAGUAAAUCCUCAGCAGUACAGUGUACGUAAAUAAAGCGAAGUUUUUAUGUACAAAAUAUUGUCUCGAAGCGAACAUCUUAAAGUUAAUAGCCGUGUCACUAAUGUAUAGAAAAUAUUGGAAAAAUCCAAAAGUUCAAUCAAUUUUAUAAAGUUUAUGAAUAACUGUUUAAAUGUAUAAAUU